UCAGUCGACUUACGCGGAUCGGCCCUUGUGGUACGUCUAACGGAAGAUCGUCGCGAAUUGUCACGAUAUUAUUACGCGAUUGAUUCAAACGAAAAAAUGUGGCUAAAUAAGUGAACGAUUUAGGGGCUUUUGUGGUUGAAAUAAUGAGCGUUUUUGUGCGUAUAUUGUACUGAAAAGGGUGCGCAUUUAUAUCGGCGAGAUGGGGUGGUUCUUAUGGUUCUUCUUUUUUCAUGGAUAUACCCGGAUAAUUACAGGUUAUCACCAUACCACCCAGCAACCCCCGAGGAUCAUUGAGCAUCCGUUAGACACCACCGUGGCGAGACACGACCCGGCCACCCUUAAUUGCCAGGCGCAGGGUGAACCGGAACCCACCAUCGCUUGGUACAAAGACGGAGUCCUACUGAGGACCACCAGCCAGGACUCUCGCUCCCACCGCGUGAUCCUACCCACGGGAAAUCUGUUCUUUUUAAGGGUGAGCCAGGGCAGGAAGGAGUCGGACGCGGGGGUGUAUUGGUGCGAGGCGAGCAACGCCUUGGGGAAGGUGAAGAGUAGGAAUGCCACCCUUACAGUUGCAGUACUUCGAGAUGAAUUCCGACUAGAACCCCAAAGCGGGCGAGUGGCGGCAGGCGAGGACAUCAUCAUGGAAUGCUCCCCGCCCAGAGGCACCCCCGAGCCCCAGGUUUUCUGGAGAAAAGACGGCAAAACCCUGGAGUUGGGCGGCAGAUUGAAACUGGUCGACGGAUUCAAUUUGGCCAUCACCGAUUCAAAAGCGUCGGACGACGGCAGGUACCAGUGCGUGGCCAAAAACACCGCCGGACUGAGAGAAAGCUCUGUGGCGAUCCUAAAAGUUUACGUCAAACCGUUCAUGAUCCAGCCCCCGAAAGACGUAACCGCCCUAGUAGGCUCCACCAUAGAACUCCCGUGCACCGUAGGAGGCGACCCGGUGCCCGACGUCUUCUGGAAACGCCAAGCUCCAGGAGGCACCAUGCCCCUAGGACGCGUCAGGGUCCUAGAGGACCGCUCCUUACGCCUGGAAGACAUCAGCCUAAUGGACCAAGGUCGUUACACCUGCGAGGCUGACAACUCCGCCGGCCUAAUUUCCGCCAGCGCGUUCGUAACCGUCCAUGCACCGCCGGCGUUCACCGCCCGCCCCUCCGCCCAAACCGUCGAGGUGGGUCAACAAGUUUCCUUCCAGUGCCACGUCACCGGUAGCCCAAAACCCUUGAUCUUCUGGUCGUUUGAGGGCGAUCGCACCCUGAUAUACCCCGGAGCUUCCGCGGGGAACUUUGAGGCCUACACGUCCAUAGAAGGCCAUUCCACCCUGAUGCUCAAGAACGCCCAACUGCAAAACACUGGCACAGUUAUAAUAUGCUCGGCGGUAAAUGAAGCGGGCUCCGUUUCCACCAGGACGAGGUUAACGGUGACGUCAAAAGAAGAUCGACCGCCUCCAGUUAUAGUGCGGGGCCCCAGCAACCAAACACUGCCCACGCAUUCGAUGGCGUUUCUUGUGUGCGAGGCCACCGGGAGUCCUAAGCCGGUGAUCUCUUGGUACAAAGAGGGCGUCCCGGUGGCCCCUUCUAACAGAAUCAACAUGUCCAACCCGGAGUUGGUUUCAAUCUCUCAGCUGUCCAAGGAGGACUCGGGAGCGUACACUUGCGUGGCCUCCUCGCGUGGCGGCAAGGCCACCUGGACCGGGCACCUAUUGGUGGAGAACCCCAAGAACCCCAACAUAAACUUUUUCAAAGCUCCGGAGGCGGUGAUGGUGCCCGGGCCCCCCAGUAGACCCCACGCGAUCAACCAAUCCGAAGGCAGCGUGACGAUCUCCUGGGGGCAAAACAACAAAAUCGGCUCCUCCAGUUUGUUGGGGUACCAGAUUGAGUUGUUCGGGAGGGAGGAGGGGGUCACCCCCACUUGGACCGUGGUGGCCAGACGUGUCCCGGGGCCUACGUUCACGCAGCAUCUCCUCACGCCCGGGAUCCCCUAUACGUUUCUGGUGAGGGCGGAGAACUCGCACGGUCUUGGGCCCCCCUCGCCUCUCUCGGAACCGAUUGUGGUGGGGCCGGACUUGGGGCAGAACUGGGGAAGUCCCGAGGUCACUGUCCUAAGUGAGGCACGGGCCAGUCUGGUGACGAAUCCGGAAUUAGUGAGGCUCACUGAUGCCAUCCCGGUCUCAUCCACGGCGGUUAAGUUGGCUUGGGAGGUGGUCGAUUCCACUUAUGUCGAGGGGUUGUAUAUUUAUUAUGUUAGUAUUGAGGCCGCCCCGGAUGUGGCCAAAGGGUACAGCAUGCUUACGGUGCUACACACUGGGACCACGAGCAGUUUCACGGUGAACAAUUUGGAAAAGUGGGCCAGAUAUGAGUUCUUUUUGAUCCCGUUUUAUAAGGCGAUAGAGGGGCAGCCUUCUAAUUGUAAAACCGUUAGGACCUUGGAGGAUGUUCCCACGGAGCCUCCCACUCACAUGGAGGCCCUCCUCCUCAACUCCACCGCGGUUAAACUCAAAUGGAAGCCUCCGGCCCCUUCGGCACUGAAUGGCGACCUGGAGGGCUACAAGUUGGAGUUGAAAACAAACGACUCUGCCACCCCUAGAGUGAUCAGCGUGGGGUCGGCGCCCUCGUAUCUGCUCGGCAAUUUAUCCUCCGGGGUGCUCUAUUACGUGAGGGUGGCUGCCUUUACUAGCGCGGGAGUGGGGCCUUAUUGUCCUGCCUCCACUUUAAGAUUGGAUCCUGCCACGAGAGUCAUUGAUAAUAAUAUGCAAAGACCGAUCGGCGCGGACAUGCAACCGGACAACUUCGUGACCGAAACCUGGUUCAUGGCCCUCCUGAUAAGCAUGAUCCUGGUGAUGGUGAUCCUAUUUGGAGCGAUGUUCUUCGUGCGUCGUCGCCAACUCCUCUCCAAGAAAACCAUGACCCCCUCCAGAUCCAACGGGGGCGUCCUCAGCACCCCACUGGCCACCAAACAGGAAACCCCCCUGUGGCUAGACAAGGAUGUGCCCGACUACGCGACCACAUUCCCGGAAUAUUCCAAGCUCAACCCGGAAUACCCCGGACGCAAUCCGGAGUAUUCCAACGGCAGCUUACCGACCCAAAACGGGAAUAUUAAUUUACACACGAACCCGCUGCACGCGCAGUACAACAGGCCGGAUAAGUUGGAAUACGGUUCGGAGAGUGGAUAUCCGAUCGGGAGGAAGUACAACGAUUAUAAUUUGCUGCAGGUGCAAGAGUAUGCGAGUCCUAACGUGGGGAACGAGCGGGGCUCCCAGAUGGCGGAUUAUGCGGAAGUCGAUGCGAAUAUCGGCAGCGUGAAGGCCGGGAGUGGUAGUACUUCUCCCGCACCUUAUGCUACCACCACUUUGGUUACCGGAAGUAGAAGAGUGCUCUGGAACGCCUCAGCCCUCUCGACAGACGACGAAUCCCCUUAUCCGGCCUCCAAUGGCGGCUACUACAACAGAAAAGUCUACUCCGACUCCUACUUCGCGCCCGCGCACACUCUACGCCGCUCCAAGAAACACCACGACCACCAGCACAGCAGGAAGAACUCGCAGGAGAAAGCGGCGAACCCGCCGGACUUGGUGUCGCCCAAUUCCAGUCACGGGCAGCCGGUUUAUGCCAGGGUGGGGCCGCCCGCCCUUUCCUGGAGAAAUGGGGCGGCUGCGGGGCUGAGCAGUUUCAGUCCAGGGGCGGCCAGACACGUGUACCUCGGCUCCUCCAGGAGCGAACCGGGGAGUAUGUUGUAAUUAGGUGUUCCGGGGAGAGGGAGGUUAACUUAAGUUAAUUUAGUGGAAGUAGGGUUGGGAAUGGGGAUUGAAGCCGCUUCUUCAUUUGGGAUGGAUCCAGUUUCCUGGAUGCUUUCCAUGGCAUUUUAAAAAUUAUUAUUUGAUGUAUAGAAUGUCCUAGUUUCGUAUGUUCUAUGGGGUUUGCCGCUUAUGAAGGGAGAUGGAAAGAUGCGAUCUACUGAUAAAUAGUUUGCCAUACUUAUCUUAGUUUUUGUGCUACAGGGUGAUUUUGAAAAAAAAUAAUUUUUAAUCAUAUUAUCAUCAGACAUAUUAAAGAAGUAAAAACUGAUAUUAGUAGAUUUUUAUGAGUAGAAUUCAGUGGCGUACUCAAAUUUUUUUGGAGGUAACAGUUUUGGCGAUAUUAUAUUAGGACACCCUAUAAAUUUUUUUUUGGAACUUGUUUCCGGUUGCUAAAAGUGACAAAAUGAUUUUUUUAUAUAUUUUACAUUAAUAAUAAUAGAUGGUCGUGGGUAACCAUUGUAAAGCAAACAAAUUCCUAUUCCAAGAGAGUCUGUAAGAAUCAAAUAAUUUGUCUCGUAUUGGAACAUCAAUAUCUUAAGUUCUAGUUGUCAACAUUUUGUAAUAAUUGAUUUUUGGGAGACUCUUAAGUCUGUUUAACACUUUUUUGAAAAUAUUACUAAAAUCUAUUUACUGAAAGUCAAGAAAUUGGAAUUCUUAUACCAAGAGGGUCUGUAAGGAACAAAAUAAUUUGUGUCUUAAUGGAACGUCAAUAUUUAAAGUUCUAGUAGUCAAAAUUCUUUAAUUAUUGAUUCCUGUGUGACUCUAAAGGCAUUUUUAGACUUUUUUGAAGAAAUUUUAAAAUUCAAAUCAAAAUAUUGGAAUUCUUAUUCUAGGAGUGCCUGUAAGAAACAAACUAAUUUGGCUCUUAAUGGAACGUCAAUAUCUUAAUUUCUAAUAGCAAACAUUUCGAAAUCAUUGAUUUUUGGAAGACUCUUAAGUCUGUUUAACACUUUUUUUGAAAAAAUUACUAAAAUCUAUUUACUAAAAGUCAAGAUAUUGAAUUUUUUAUUCCAGGGGUGGCUGUUUGGAACAAAAUUACUUGUCUCUUAUUGGCACGUCAAUAUCUUAAGUUCGAGUAGUCAAAAUUCUUUAAAUAUUGACUCCUGGGAGACUCUAAAGGCUUUUCUAGUCUUUUUUUGAAAAAAUUUUAGAAAUCCAUGUGUUGGAAUUCAAAAUAUUGGGAUUCUUAUUCCAGGAGUGCCUGUAAGAAACAAACUAAUUUGUCUCUUAAUGGAACGUCAAUAUCUUAAUUUCUAAUAGUAAACAUUUCGAAAUCAUUGAUUUUUGGGAGACUCUUAAGACUAUUUAACACUUUUUUGAAAAAAUUACUAAAAUCUAUUUACUAAAAGUCAAGAUAUUGAAUUUUUUAUUCCAGGAGGGGCUGUUUGGAACAAAAUAGUUUGUCUCUUAUUGGCACGUCAAUCUUUUAAGUUUCAGUAGUCAAAAUUCUUUAAUUAUUGAUUCCUAGGAGACUCUGAAGGCUUUUUUAGUCUUUUUUGAAGAAAUUUUAAAAAUCCAUGUGUUGAAAAUCAAAAUAUUGGAAUUCUUAUUCCAGGAGUGCCUGUAAGAAACAAACUAAUUUGUCUCUUAAUGGAACGUCAAUAUCUUAAUUUCUAAUAGUAAACAUUUCGAAAUCAUUGAUUUUUGGGAGACUCUUAAGACUAUUUAACACUUUUUUGAAAAAAUUACUAAAAUCUAUUUACUAAAAGUCAAGAUAUUGAAUUUUUUAUUCCAGGAGGGGCUGUUUGGAACAAAAUAGUUUGUCUCUUAUUGGCACGUCAAUCUUUUAAGUUUCAGUAGUCAAAAUUCUUUAAUUAUUGAUUCCUAGGAGACUCUGAAGGCUUUUUUAGUCUUUUUUGAAGAAAUUUUAAAAAUCCAUGUGUUGAAAAUCAAAAUAUUGGAAUUCUUAUUCCAGGAGUGCCUGUAAGAAACAAACUUAUUUGUCUCUUCAUGGAACGUCAAUAUCUUAAUUUCUAAUAGUAAACAUUUCGAAAUCAUUGAUUUUUGGGAGACUCUUAAGACUAUUUAACACGUUUUUGAAAAAAUUACUAAAAUCUAUUUACUAAAAGUCAAAAUAUUGAAUUUUUUAUUCCAGGAGUGACUGUUUGGAACAAAGUAAUUUGUCUCUUAUUGGUACCUCAAUAUCUUAAAUUCAAGUAGUCAAAAUUCUUUAAAUAUUGAUUCCUGGGAGACUCUGAAGGCUUUUUUAGUCUUUUUUGAAAAAAUUACCAAAAUCCAUGCACUGAAAGUCAAAAUAUUGGAAUUCUCAUUCCAGGAGUGUCUGUAAGAAACAAACUAAUUUGUCUCUUAAUUGAACGUCAAUAUCUUAAUUUCUAAUAGUAAAAAUUUUGAAAUUAUUGAUUCCUGGGAGACUCUGAAGGCUUUUUUAGUCUUUUUUGAAAAAAUAACCGAAAUCCAUGCACUGAAGGUCAAGAUAUUGGAAUUCUUAUACCAAGAGGGUCUGGAAGGAACAAAAUAAUUUGUCUCUUAUUGGAACGUCAAUAUUUAAAGUUCUAGUAGUCAAGAUUCUGGAAAUAUUAAUUUUUGAAAGACUUUGAAGACCUUUUUAGGCAUUUUUGAAGAAAUUAUUAAAAUCCAUACACUAAAAGUCAAGAUAUUGAAAUUUUCAUUCCAGGAGUGACUGUUUGGAACAAAGUAAUUUGUCUCUUAUUGGUACCUCAAUAUCUUAAAUUCAAGUGGUCAAAAUUCUUUAAAUAUUGAUUCCUGGGAGGCUCUGAAGGCUUUUUUAGUCUUUUUUGAAAAAAUUACCAAAAUCCAUGCACUGAAAGUCAAAAUAUUGGAAUUCUCAUUCCAGGAGUGCCUGUAAGAAACAAACUUAUUUGUCUCUUCAUGGAACGUCAAUAUCUUAAUUUCUAAUAGUAAACAUUUCGAAAUCAUUGAUUUUUCGGAGACUCUUAAGUCUGUUUAACACUUUUUUGAAAAAAUUACUAAAAUCUAUUUACUAAAAGUCAAGAUAUUGAAUUUUUUAUUCCAGGAGGGGCUGUUUGGAACAAAAUAGUUUGUCUCUUAUUGGCACGUCAAUCUUUUAAGUUUCAGUAGUCAAAAUUCUUUAAUUAUUGAUUCCUGGGAGACUCUAAAGGCUUUUCUAGUCUUUUUUGAAGAAAUUUUAGAAAUCCAUGUGUUGGAAUUCAAAAUAUUGGGAUUCUUAUUCCAGGAGUGCCUGUAAGAAACAAACUAAUUUGUCUCUUAAUGGAACGGCAAUAUCUUAACUUCUAAUAGUAAACAUUUCGAAAUCAUUGAUUUUUGGGAGACUCUUAAGACUAUUUAACACUUUUUUUAAAAAAUUACUAAAAUCUAUUUACUAAAAGUCAAGAUAUUGAAUUUUUUAUUCCAGGAGGGGCUGUUUGGAACAAAAUAAUUUGUCUCUUAUUGGCACGUCAAUAUUUUAAGUUCUAGUAGUCAAAAUUCUUUAAUUAUUGAUUCCUGGGAGACUCUGAAGGCUUUUUUAGUCUUUUUUGAAAAAAUAACCAAAAUCCAUGCACUGAAAGUCAAGAUAUUGGAAUUCUUAUUCCAGGAGUGCCUGUAAGAAACAAACUUAUUUGUCUCUUCAUGGAACGUCAAUAUCUUAAUUUCUAAUAGUAAACAUUUCGAAAUCAUUGAUUUUUGGGAGACUCUUAAGUCUGUUUAACACUUUUUUGAAAAAAUUACUAAAAUCUAUUUACUGAAAGUCAAGAUAUUGGAAUUCUCAUUCCAGGAGUGCCUGUAAGAAACAAACUAAUUUGUCUCUUAAUGGAACGUCAAUAUCUUAAUUUCUAAUAGUAAACAUUUCGAAAUCGUUGAGUUUUGGGAGACUCUUAAGUCUGUUUAACACUUUUUUGAAAAAAUUACUAAGAUCUAUUUACUGAAAGUCAAGAUAUUGGAAUUCUUAUACCAAGAGGGUCUGAAAGGAACAAAAUGAUUUGUCUCUUAUUGGCACGUCAAUAUCUUAAGUUCAAGUGGUCAAAAUUCUUCAAAUAUUGAUUCCUGGGAGACUCUGAAGGCUUUUUUAGCCUUUUUUGAAAAAAUUACCAAAAUCCAUGCACUGAAAGUUAAAAUAUUGGAAUUCUUAUUCUAGGAGUGCCUGUAAGAAACAAACUAGUUUGUCUCUUAAUGCAACGUCAAUAUCUUAAUUUCUAAUAGUAGACAUUUUUAAAUAAUUGAUUUUUGGGAGACUCUUAAGACUAUUUAACACUUUUUUGAAAAAAUUACUAAAAUCUAUUUACUAAAAGUCAAGAUAUUGAAUUUUUUAUUCCAGGAGGGGCUGUUUGGAACAAAAUAGUUUGUCUCUUAUUGGCACGUCAAUAUUUUAAGUUUCAGUAGUCAAAAUUCUUUAAUUAUUGAUUCCUGGGACACUCUAAAGGCUUUUCUAGUCUUUUUUGAAGAAAUUUUAGAAAUCCAUGUGUUGGAAUUCAAAAUAUUGGGAUUCUUAUUCCAGGAGUGCCUGUAAGAAACAAAUUAAUUUGUCUCUUAAUGGAACGUCAAUAUCUUAAUUUCUAAUAGCAAAUAUUUCAAAAUCAUUGAUUUUUGAAAGACUCUUAAGUCUGUUUAACACUUUUUUGAAAAAAUUACUAAAAUCUAUUUACUAAAAAAGAAGAUAUUGAAAUUUUUAUUACAGGAGUGGCUGUUUAAAACAAAAUAACUUGUCUCCUAUUGGCACGUCAAUAUCUUAAGUUCAAGUAGUCAAAAUUCUUUAAAUAUUGAUUCCUGGGAGGCUCUGAAGGCUUUUUUAGUAUUUUUUGAAAAAAUUACCAAAAUCCAUGCACUGAAAGUCAAAAUAUUGGAAUUCUUAUUCCAGGAGUGCCUGUAAGAAACAAACCAAUUUGUCUCCUAAUGGAACGUCAAUAUCUUAAUUUCUAAUAGUAAACAUUUUGAAAUAAUUGUUUUUUGGGACACUUUUAAGGCUAUUUUCCGAUUCUUUAAUAGAUACACUAUUUCAAUUAAAAUUCAAUAAAUUUUUUGAAUAUUCCGAUAAUAUCCAGAAAAAAUCGAAUAUUCUCAGAAGAAAAGAAAUCUCCAAGGAAUAUCUAAAUAUAAUUUUUAAUUAGCUAAUUUUUCUUAUUAGAAUAUAAAACUACAUGUUAAGAAUAAUAUUCUAGGAAUUUUAACUGGUACUCCAAUUAAUGAGUUAAAAAUUAAAAACUUUCAGAUCAAGAGUAUUCCUGACAAACAAUCUGAGAAUAUUGACCUGAUACUAGUGUACCAAUCAAUCAACCGGGUUUUUCCCUAUUGCUCUAGAAUAUUCUUGGUUUUACUCUAUAUGUUGUAUACAUAUAUUAGCAAAGAGGAAUUUUAUGAAGAAUAUUCCUAAAGGAGUUUAUUGCAUAUUUCUUAAAUUAAUUUAAAUAUACUAUAAGAGUCUAUGAAUGUUUUUUUUUAAUUAAUUAAUGAACGGAUCUGUUUCGAAUAUUUUUUAAUUAAAUAUUCAAUCUAUUUUGAAAAUAUUCUUUAUUAAGGAAUAUUCUAGACCUUUAAAACACUAUAUAUAUAUAUACAAUUAAAUUAAAUUAUUAUCCUUGUUUCUCUGCAGAAGCAUUUUCAGUUACAUUUUUUAAUUAUUGCAUGUUGUCAUAUUGCCUUGAAAAAACUUUAUUCUUUCAAUACCCCAACAAAAAAAAAAUCCAAAACCGACAGACCCCGUGAUCCUGGUGGCCAUCGACUCCAAUUGUUCCAAUCAAUCUCCUGGGAAAAAUGUUCAUUUAGCCAGUUCUGUAUUAUUCUAGUAUAAGUAUUUGUAUUAUUCUUGGAGCGUUCUUCUAAACUACAAAACUAAGUACAGGAUCUUUAUCCUAAAAGGAGGAACUUGAAGGGUCGAAUUAAGUGGAAAAUCAUUUGAAACUGACAAUUUGAAAGUACAGGAAUUCCUGAAAGACUAAGAGACCUCCUCAAACUUCUAAGAACUCCAACAAGCAACUUUAAGGGUCAAUUUAAGUGGAAUUUCGUUCUAAAGAAGUCCAGGAGUUUGUUGAAGUACAGAAUGCUGAAAAACAUGUCCAAAUAAGUCCGGAAGUCCCUGAAAGACUGUAAUAGAGCUUCUCAUUUUUUUAACUGCUUCAAGAAGGAACUUGAAGGGUAGAAUUAAGUUGAAAAUGAUUUUAAAGAAGUCCAUGAGUUCCUAAAAAACGAAGAGACCUUCUUAAACUUCUAAGAAGUGCAGCAAGGAUCAUGUCGAGUAAAAUUUGGUUCUAAAGAAGUCCAGGAGUUUGUUGAAGUACAGAAUGCUGAAAAACAUGUCCAAAUAAGUCCGAAAGUCCCUGAAAGACUGUAAUAGAGCUUCUCAUUUUUUUAACUGCUUCAAGAAGGAACUUGAAGGGUAGAAUUAAGUUGAAAAUGAUUUUAAAGAAGUCCAUAAGUUCCUAAAAAACGAAGAGACCUUCUCAAACUUCUAAGAAGUGCAGCAAGGAUCACGUUAAGUAAAAUUUGGUUCUAAAGAAGUCCAGGAGUUUGUUGAAGUACAGAAUGCUGAAAAACAUGUCCAAAUAAGUCCGGAAGUCCCUGAAAGACUGUAAUAGAGCUUCUCAAUUUUUUUACUGCUUCAAGAAGGAACUUGAAGGGUCGAAUUAAGUUGAAAAUGAUUUUAAAGAAGUCCAUAAGUUCCUAAAAAACGAAGAGACCUUCUCAAACUUCUAAGAAGUGCAGCAAGGAUCACGUUAAGUAAAAUUUGGUUCUAAAGAAGUCCAGGAGUUUGUUGAAGUACAGAAUGCUGAAAAACAUGUCCAAAUAAGUCCGGAAGUCCCUGAAAGACUGUAAUAGAGCUUCUCAAUUUUUUUACUGCUUCAAGAAGGAACUUGAAGGGUCGAAUUAAGUUGAAAAUGAUUUUGAAGAAGUCCAGGAGUUCCUAAAAAACUAAAAGACCUUCUCAAACUUCUAAGAAGUGCAGCAAGGAUCACGUUAAGUAAAAUUUGGUUCUAAAGAAGUCCAGGAGUUUGUUGAAGUACAGAAUGCUGAAAAACAUGUCCAAAUAAGUCCGAAAGUCCCUGAAAGACUGUAAUAGAGCUUCUCAUUUUUUUAACUGCUUCAAGAAGGAACUUGAAGGGUAGAAUUAAGUUGAAAAUGAUUUUAAAGAAGUCCAUAAGUUCCUAAAAAACGAAGAGACCUUCUCAAACUUCUAAGAAGUGCAGCAAGGAUCACGUUAAGUAAAAUUUGGUUCUAAAGAAGUCCAGGAGUUUGUUGAAGUACAGAAUGCUGAAAAACAUGUCCAAAUAAGUCCGAAAGUCCCUGAAAGACUGUAAUAGAGCUUCUCAUUUUUUUAACUGCUUCAAGAAGGAACUUGAAGGGUAGAAUUAAGUUGAAAAUGAUUUUAAAGAAGUCCAUGAGUUCCUAAAAAACGAAGAGACCUUCUUAAACUUCUAAGAAGUGCAGCAAGGAUCAUGUCGAGUAAAAUUUGGUUCUAAAGAAGUCCAGGAGUUUGUUGAAGUACAGAAUGUUGAAAAACGUGUCCAAAUAAGUCUAGGAGUCUCUAAAAGUCUGUAACUGGACUUUUCAAUGUUCUAAGCGCUUCAAAAAGGAACUUAAGGGGUGAAAUUAAGUAGAUCAUCGAAAAUUAAAUUUUAAUGUUUGAAAUAUUCUUCUCUCGGGAAAAAAAUGGUUUUGUCACGUUGUGCAUAAAAAUAAAUUUAGACUAGGCUAUAUUUUUGAAAAGGGGGGGGGGGGUAAAUAUUGCAAUUGAGUUGGUUCAAUUAUAACACAGCUGUCAUCUGCAUAAGAUACUACAGCGCAGGUAGCAUACAAAUUUUGUUUUGGUCUUUUACUGUAAUACCUUCUUUCAGAAUGUUCCUUAAUAUCCUCGGAUUUUACGGCACAGACCCUUACUAAGGAUCGAUUAUGAAUUUAUGUCACUUGUCAAACGUCAAACUUUGACGUUGAUUUGUUCCAGCAAGAAGUGGUUUCAGUUAUGACUGUAUUGGAAGUACCUUCCAAGAAUAUUCCUUGAAUGUUCUUAAAUAAGAAAUAUUGCAGUCACUUAAUGGGUACUAAUUUUGUAAACAUGACGCUGCUCUUAGCCACGCCCCCUUCAACAUAGGUGGGGGAGGGGGGAAAGGAAGAAUAAAAUUAGACGUUUCUAUAUACGGGGUAUGGACACACCCAAAAAUCUUGGGAAAUAUGGGCGGUAGAAAAAAUCUUUGAAUACAAAAGUUUUGGGAAAUUAAUCGGUACAUCGGAUGGUGACCUUAAACUUGAUCUUGAGCUUGACCUUUAAGGUUAUUUGAAGGUCAAAGCAAUUUUUUUAAAUGGGAACCCCUAUUUUUGACACCGGAUUCUGAAAGAGCGGAAAAUAUUACGGUCGGAUAUGUAUUGAGGUAUGAGGUUGAAGAAAUCCCAAGAGGUCAAAUAAUAAGGAUUUCCAUUUGAAGAAAUGAGGUCGACCUUCAAAUGACGUUGAAAAUGAGGUUCAACGUCAAAUCCAAGGUCACCGUUGGGUUCCUCGUUAAGACUUACCUAGGGUAUGGACCUUUAUUUUUUUUUCUUUUACCACUGAACUCGCGAGAUUUUUAAGAAGUCAUUAUUUGACCUCUCGGGAUUACUUCAACCUCAUACCUCAAUACAUACCUGGACGUAAAAUUUUCCGCCUUUUCCGAAUCCGGUGUCAAAAAUAAGGGUUCCCAUUUUAAAAAAUCGAAUCUUGACCUUCAAAUAACCUUGAAGGUCAAGCUUAAGGUCACCGUAUUUAAAGAUUUUUUCUAGCGCCCAUAUUUCCCAAGAUUUUUGGGUGUGUCCAUACUUUUGGGACACCCUGUAUAUUCAUGACAUUGUUAAUUUAUCCUGAAGAUGCGCUUGUCCCAGUAAGAAGUGGUUUCAUUUAUGUGUUGGACGUGAUUUAUUCGAUUAAUUGUAUUGGAUUUUUCUUUAGUUUUAUAGGUUAUAAAAUGGCGAUUUACUUAUACAGGGUUUAUAUUAUUAUUAUAACUGAUAGUUUGCUGAAAUAUGGAACGAGAUAAUCUGUGUAUUACAAUUUUAGAUUCUACGUAAAAUUUCAAGAAAUUUGAAGGGUAACAUGACAUAUUUUGGACUAACGGUUUUUGCAACGACGUUUCGUCUCUAUAACCAUCAUCAAUCAUUUUUUUAUUAUUGGCAGUAUUUCGAGCAUAAGAAAUUCGAUAAGAAGUAAAAAGACGUAAUUUUCAACAUUUUCUUGCAAUUUUAGCUUUUAAAGGAAAGAUCUUUAACUGCUUGUAUCUCUAAAACCGUUUGAGGGAAGUAGGGCAUGUGACCCAUCAAAUUUCACAAAAUUUCACCUAGAAUCUAUAAAUAAAAUAAUAUGAAGAGGGUGCCAUAUAAAAUAGCAAAUUUAGCAUUUGCUUAUGGUCUUUUUAAUCAAGUACGUGCUUAGUUUAUAAGGGAACCCCUAAUUUUUAUUACAUUUUUAUAUUCUCUGUAAAAUUCCAAGAAAUUUGAAGUCACAUGUCAAACAUUGAACCAACCGUUUUUGAUUUUAGCCAUCCGACGUUUCUUCUUUAUAGCCAUCAUCAGCCAUUUUCUUAUGGGCAGCAAUUCGAACAUAAAAUUAGAAACAAUAAAACAGAAUUCAAAAAUAAAAUAAUCUACUAAGAGUGCCAUAUGAAAUAACGAAGUUAGCACCUAUUUAUGGACUUUUUAAGCAGAAACUGGGUUAUUUUAUAUGGGAUGCCUUAUAUAUUAUUUCAUUUUCAGAUUCUCUGUAAAAUUCCCAGAAAUUUGAGGUGUCACAUGCCAUGCAUUGGACCAGCCUUUUUUGUUCUUAGCUAUCCGACGUUUCGUCUCUAUAACCAUCAUCAAUAUUUUUUUUAUUAUUGGCAGUAUUUCGAGCAUAAGAAAUUUGGUGAGAAGUAAAGAGACGUAAUUUUCAAAAAUUUCUUGCAAUUUUAGCUUUUAAAGGAAAGAUCUUUAACUGCUUGUAUCUCUAAAACCGUUUGAGGGAAGUAGGGCAUGUGACCCAUCAAAUUUCACAAAAUUUCACCUAGAAUCUAUAAAUAAAAUAAUAUGAAGAGGGUGCCAUAUAAAAGAGCAAAUUUAGCAUAUGCCUAUGGUUUUUUAAGCAAGAACUUGGUUAAUCUAUAUGGAACCCUAAAUAUUAUUACAUUUUUAGAUUCUCCGUAAAAUUCCAAGAAAUUUAAUGGGUCACAUGCCAUACAUUGAACCAACCGUUUUUUAUUUUAGCCACCCGACGUUUCUUCUUUAUAGCCAUCAUCAGCCAUUUUUUUUUAUGGGCAGCAAUUCGAACAUAAGAAUUUUUAUGAGAAUAAGAGAGCCGUAUUUUCUUUUUAAUUUCUUCUAUAUUUAAUCCUUAAAGGAGCAAUCUUUAACUGCUUAUAUCUCAAAAACCGUUUGAACCAAGUAUGGCAUGUGACCCAUUAAAUUUCAUGAAAUUUGACGUAAAAUUCAAAAAUGAAAUAAUCUACCAAGGGUGCCAUAUGAAAUAACGAAGUUAGCACCUAUUUAUGGACUUUUUAAGCAGAAACUGGGUUAUUUUAUAUGGGACGCCUUAUAUAUUAUUUCAUUUUUAAAUUCUCUGUAAAAUUCCCAGAAAUUUGAGGUGUCACAUGCCAUGCGUUGGACCAGCCUUUUCUGAUCUUAGCUAUCCGACGUUUCGCCUCUAUAACCAUCAUCAAUAGUUUUUUUAUUAUUGGUAGUAUUUCGAGCAUAAGAAAUUCGAUAAGAAGUAAAGAGACGUAAUUUACAAAAAUUACGUCUCUUUUUACUUUUGGUAGUAUUUCGAGCAUAAGAAAUUCGAUAAGAAGUAAAGAGACGUAAUUUAUAAAAAUUUCUUGCAAUUUUAGCUUUUAGAGGAAAUAUCUUUAACUGCUUGUAUCUCUAAAACCGUUUGAGGGAAGUGGGGCAUGUGACCCAUCAAAUUUCAUGAAAUUUCACGUAGAAUUCAAAAAGGAUAUAAUAUACAAGGAGUGUCAUACAAAAUGAUGAAGUUAGCACUUGUUUAUAGUAUUUUUAAGCAGAAACAGCUUAUUUAUCACAUACAUUUUUAGAUUCUACGUAAAAUUCCAGGAAAUUUAAUUGGUCACAUGCCAUACAUUGGAUCAACCGUUUUUUGAUUUUACCCAUUCGACGUUUCGUCUUUAUAACCAACAUCAGCCUUUUUUUUUAAACCAUUUGAGAAAAGUAUGGCCAUUCAAUUUCACUUAGAAUCGAAAAAUGAUAUAAUACACAGUGGGUGCCAUACGUAAUAGCCGAUCACCUUGUAUAAAUCAUUUGCUCGCCCUGUAUAUACAUGAUAUCAUAUAAUAUAAUGUUUACUGAUUGUAUAUUAAUUUCUUAAUAUAGUCUUAAAGUAUGUUAUUAUUGUGAUAUCCUAAAAAAUAAAGGUACAUAAGUUGGUAUUUCUUAAAAUACUCUUAUGUACAAUAAUCCUUGUUUAUAUAAAAGUUUAUAAACAAAUUGUAGUUCUAAGGCCUACCGUAUUUUUAAGGCGUUUUAGCGUAUAUAAAAGUAUCGUCCCAGAAUAUACAUAAAUAUUUUUUUAUGUCGAGAAAACCAUUUUUUUACAAUUUAACCUAAAAAGAUAACAAGCUUAUUACUAAUAAUAUAUAGUAGCGUUUAAUAGUAUAUAAGCCUUAUCUGAAAAACGAUAAUAUAUAAUGUAAAAAAAAAUGAGCAAUAUAAUAAUAAUAGUCGGAACGUAUACGUAAUUGCUGUUAAGGUUUAUUACCUAUAAAUACGUAUAUAUAGAUAUUAUAUAGAACGACUUUCUUUAAUUUUUUUGGGACGUACUGCACACUGUACAUAACAAACUAACUCCUAUUCUAGAUGUUAGAAGACUGAUAAUAUUCUAGAAUGCCUCUUCUAUAUGAUGUGUAAAUAAAGAUUUUAGUUCUAGUCAAUCUUCUCUAUAUCCCCAAAAGUGAUAUUUCCUAUAAAACUAAUUCUAAAAGGGCCUCCCCCCACCCCACUUAUUGACAUAUCAUCACUAUGUAUAUAAAUGAGAAAAAAAAUGGUUUCCCUGGGGGGGGUUUUACUAUAUAUGGUAUUUUCCUAUGUAUAGAUAAGAAUACAUACAUGCAAAAUAAAAUAGAAUGUCCCUCCUACGUAGGAAAUAAGCUGGCGACUUAUGUAUAAUAUAUUAUUAUAUAGUUAGGGAGUUAUAUAAGGUGUUUCAAGUGUGGAAUUUUUUUAAUGGUAAAUUUAUGGUAAAGUUGUGUGGAAUAAUUAGGGGUGAAAAGGUUUUUUUUUAAUUUUCUUUGCACAGUGGGAGAAACUCGUGGAAAAUUGAUAAUUAAAAAACGAGGAAUUUGUCAUGGAUUCCACUAUUAAAUGUGAAAUAUAACGUUUUUUUUUUGGUAUUCGGUCACUCGGGUAUAAAUUUUGAAAAGUAAAAAAAAAUCCAAAUCAAAAAGAAUUUUUUGCCAUGUAUUAACCAUGUAGAGGCAAUAAAAAAAGUCUUAUAAGAAAAGUCUCUAUAUAGGUACCGUAAUUUCCCAUAACAAUAGUCCACUUUUUAGAUUUUCUCUUGCUUUACAAAGCCCUAUAGACUAAAGGUUUGUUUUAAGAUAUGUUCCUGUUAGGUGACCUUAUUAGUUUGUUUAAACAAAUUAUAGAUAGACCUUAUAUAUAAAGCAAAAUAAAUAAAAAAUAAGCGGUACAAUGUUGGGCUCGUAGUUCUAUGGUCCAGAAUGAUUAUAUCAUCUAAAUGAUGCAUUGGACCAAAGUUGGUAUACUGAAACACAACUAUGGUUCAGAAAACCGAUAAUGAAAAAUAAAACUCAGAUUUUAAAGUCGAAAUUUAUUAAAAAAAAAAGGUAUUUUAGGGUAAAUUAACAUACUUUUCAAUAUCCGAUCAAUCGUAUGCAAGCACUUCAAUUACCUAAAAAGAAAACUUAUAACUCCUCAUAUGUAAAAGUAAAAUCAAAUUUUUAGGUUAAACAUUUUACAGUCAAAAUUAGUAGAAAACACAAGAUUUGUUUUUUUUUCUGUUCCUAGACUCGUUGAUAUCAUCUGGUCCUAUACUUUUGUCUGGCUCAACCUUUAAUUUUUUCUUUUUCCUGAUAAUCCGGGGAACAGUUUCUGAUUUUCUGACAUUUUCAAGAAAAGCUGUAAACGAUUUAUUGACCAAAUCAUAAUCAGAAGACUCAUUAACACUGUUGCUGCUGGGAAGUCUAGCUAAAACCUGAUCCCGAUUGAGAGGAUAAAUCCCUGCUUUUCUAAAACCAGACUGUAAAUUGGUUGCAGCAUUUUCUUUUGUUCUCCCAAACAAUUCGUUUAAAACGGAUGGAAAAACGUCUUUAGGGACUGUAGGAUGUCUUCUUCCAGCAGAAGAGCUUUUCCACUCAUCCAACAUUUUUCGCUAAUGAAUUUUAAAAGUUCGGAAAAAAGAAAUAUCCAGCGGCUGAGUUAAGUGAGUCGAGUUUGGUGGCAAUGUUAUGUUCCUCGCAUAAUUUAAUAACCUUGGGACUUAUAUGUGAGCUUAAAUUAUCUCCGUUCAUGACAGAUUUUUCAAAUCUACUGCGCUUUAUCAUGGGAAGUAGAAUUGACAUAAACCAGUCCUCAAAGCUAGAUCCAUCAAACCAUCUGCUUUUACUUCUAUUAUAUCUGGUUCCUGCAGGUCACACCUAUCCCACAUUUUUUUGGCCUUAUAGUUAACAUAUGCAGUACCUAAUUCACCUGCAGCAUUGCCACACAUCAUAAUAGAAACUGCCGCUUUAGUGGAAUUUUUAAUUUUUUCCGGAUAUUUUUUUCAAAUUUUCUAUUUUUCUAUCAAAAUUUCAAUAUUUCUAUUUCAAAAAAUUAUAUUAAGUCGGAUGAGGUUAUUAAUAUAUAGGAGAAAAGGUAUUGGUCCCAGUACCGACCCCUGAGGUACUCCCCAGGCAACAGAUUGAUAUUCAUAAUACUCCGACCCCACACACACUCUCUGACGACGACCCUUUAGAUAUGAAUAAAACCAACUCGCUGCCAAGCCCCUAAAACCAUAGUGGAAGAGCUUCCGCAGCAGAACCUCGUGACUGACGCAGUCGAAGGCUUUCGACAAGUCACAAAACACCGCAGCGGAAACUCCACCACCGUUAAUCUGACAGUAGACAUCACUCAUAAAGUUUAACAUUGCGUCAUUUGUGUUUUUAUUUUCUUGAAAGCAAAACUGAGAACCACUAAGAAUAAUCUUUGAUUUUAAAUAAGACAUCAGACGUUUUUUAACCAAUUUUUCAAGAAUCUUUGGAAGUGUGGACAGAAGGGAUAUUGGUCUAAAGUUUGAUGGUUCAGCGAGGCUGCCCGUCUUAUGAAUUGGGAUAACCUUAGCAGAUUUUAGGCAAGCGGGAAAGGUGCCCAUAACCCAUGAUGCAUUUAUACUCAGAGAGAUGUCCGGCAUGUUCAGGAGUAUUUUGGCAGAUAGGCCAUCCUCCCCGGCUGAGUUUUUGUUUUUUAUAGAAGUUAAUACCUCCUUAAGCUCAACUAAGUCUGUAGGUAUAAAGAAAAAUGAUCCUUGAAUACUGGUGCUUAAUAGUGAUAAAUAAGUAAGUGGAUCUGUUGUUGGGAAACCCAAAUUCCAAUAAAAAAGUCAUUUAUAUGACUAGCAGAACAUUCAGGGACUGCCAUGGAAUAAUUGCUGUAUGAUUGACGGAUAUCAUUAACAAUCUUCCAGCAUUCUUUAGACUUGUUUGUGGCCUUAUUUAGGCAAUUUGAAUCUUUUGGCGAUUUUUAUUAGUCGCCGAUAUAAAGACCUAUAAGAGUUAAAAUAUUGAUGAAAAGCCGGGCAAUUCGUGAACUUUCUUAAUGUGUGAAGGGAUCUCAAAUUUCUACAUGAAAUUUUAAGUCCCCUAGUUAACCAUGACUUCUUGUUCUUUUUUGGUCUAAUUUUCACCACGGGAAAAGAGAUAUUAAAGAGGUUUAUCAAUUUCCGUUGGAAACACGACAAUGGAUCCGUCGAAUUCAACACGCUUUCCCAUCCAGCAGCCACACACGAGUCAUGGAAUCUGUCGUAGUACCGCCUGCUGAAAAUUCGACCGUAGGAGCACUCAGCAGUUUUGGGGCAUUUCCCUUCACUGAUUUCACAGAUCACUGCCUCGUGGUCCGACAUGCCAGAAUUCACAACAGUGCAAUCCACCAUAUGUUCGGGAUAAUUAGUGCAAACAUAGUCAAUGGUGCUGGACGAGAACCGUGUGAUGCGAGUGGGAGACCUAACAUGCAUUUGAAGGUUAAAUGAACUGAGUAAAUUACGGAGGGUCAGUGUUAAGCAAUAGAUUUCUCAUUAUAAUUCACAUUGAAAUCUCAGUCUUUUUUUGCAGCCUCGCUUACUUAAAACAGUUUUUUUUGCCAGGUUCAUCUACCAGAUUGGUUUCGUCGUAGUUAAAUAUCGCUGUUGGAGGAACCCCUUGAACUUUGGCUUCUAAAUGGUCAAAAUAUUUGUUUAUAAUUUGAUCAUCGACAGCAGCUCGGCAUCUCUUAAUGUUACUACAAAUCCCCUUUUCUCCGUAGUAAAAAGCCUUCCAUCCAACGUUUUCCCGGAAAAUUAUUUUGAAACCUUGAUUCAUUGCGCCCGGUACUAUCCAAAUACAUCUUAAAUCAAAUGGAGUCAAGGGAAAGCCACUGUUCUUCUUUCAAAAAUACUGUUCUUCUUUCUCAGUAAAAACGCAUUUCCGUCCUGGUGGGUUUAUACAGUUAUUUUGUAUUGCUUUUAGUUUUAAAAUAAUAGUGCUGCGCGGAAUAUUAUAGGUCUCUGAAGCUUUUCCUUGAGACAUUUUUUAUAUCUCCAAUGCACUGCUCCAAAACCUUUUCGGAAUAGGGGAUAUAGGGCGUCGCCCCUACUUCCAAUUUUAAUCUAGGCAUCUGAAAAAGAAUAAAAAUGCAAUAAUUUGUUUUUUAAAAGCUAAAAUAUGCAAUGUUUUAUUUUUUGGCACAUAACAAUAGUCUGGCACCUAUAAUAGGUUAAUAUUAAUCUUUAGGAAACUGUAUCCCAACAAUGGUCCAGUGAUCAUUCAAGGUUCCAAGUAGCAUUUUUCGUAAACAAAAAAAUUUAAAAAAAAAUAAAUUAAGGUUAUAUCAAUUUCAAACAUCUUUAAUAAGUAGAAACAUAUAAAUAAAUAUACAGGAAAAAGUAUAUAAGGAAAAUCUUUACCGUAAGGGAUGGACAGCACAAAAUUCGCCGAUUAUGAAAAUCACACUUAACUGAGCCGUUUGAUCUUGUAAUUGCUCUGCGUCUGGGACCAUGCAACUGGAACAACUUCUCUAGGCGGUUUCAAUAGCUGUUGUCUUUGCGCGUAGCUGCAUUUUUCGUUCGUUUAAGUAGCGAUAACAUACACGUGAUUUUUUUAAAUUUACGCGGUCUUUGAACCAUAGUUGCGCUUUAGGACUAAAGGUAGGGGAAACUACGGUACGUAACUUUUUUCAAAGAAUCUAUGAUAAUAUGAAAAAAUUUAUUUAUAUAAAAGUUGUUUGUCUUAAUGAGAUCUAUUAUAAGAAAAAUAAAAUUAAAAUUAUUUGCCAUACAGUGGGAGAAAAUGAUAGAUAAAUGUUUAAUCAAAAAUAUAAUCUUAAUAUAAUAAUAAUAAUAAUAAUAAUAAUAAUAAUAAUAUAGACCACCAAGAGCUCCACCUGCUGAAGGUACUGCACAGGAAAUUCAGCCAGUGCUCACCCAAGCGGGACUACCAAGAAGGCGCAUAAAAUUGAACUACGUCUAUUAAUGAAACCAUAAUGCGAAUCUUCUACAGAAUCACCAACAAUGAAAGGGAGAUGGUCGGAUAUCGGCAACAACUUUACGCCGAAUUCUGCGAGAGAUAUCCAGAACUAAAUGUGACCGAACAGCGCGUUGCAGACCAGUACCGUGUAAUCCUAAGGAACAACCUUAUCCCAGAAACUCGAUUAGCAACCAUUAGACGAGAAGUGGAACUUGAACUGAAUAAUAACCCUGCUUCACCAGAAAUACCAAACGCGGAAGCACAAGCUGAACACCAGCUACUUGAACCAAUUCAACAACAAAUGCUCACUGAAAUCCGUGACAAUGAUACGCAAAAUGUUGAAAAGGAUCUUGAAAAACUGCAGGCAGAAUUCAGAAGGGCAUUGGUGGAGUUCGAUGGAACAAAUCCGCUGCUUAGACCCCCAAUACCAAAAGUGAACUCUUCACGUAGAUUGGCAACAGUUCUGGAAACGUUGAACAACAAUAUUUUGCCAGAACACCUACAGGAAGCUGGCAGUUUAUAACAGUUGCACCUGCUGAUCUACUGUGCAGCGACAGUUGUCACCAGAACUCUGGGUGUCAAGCCUAAUGCUAAGCGUGGUAAAAACAAUUUGGUAUCAAGGGGACCACCACCAUGGGCAAGAAGGUUGCAGACCAGGAUCGACUCCAUUCGGAAAGAUAUAGGGCAGCUCAUCGCAUUUAUCGGAGGAGUGCGAACAUCUAAGAUACGAAAGAACGUAACAGCAAUCAUGAGUCGUUACCAGCAUCAUGCCCAAUAUAACCCAAAAAAUCGAACACCUGAAGAAUGUUUGGAUACACUGAAACAAAAAUUAUCGGUAUAUGCAGGACGGUUUAAAAGAUAUAAAUCCAGCAAUAGCAGAAAGCAGGACAACGCGCUUUUAGUACGCUCGGAGAAAUCUUUUUAUAGAAAACUUAAGUUUUCAACCAGUCCUUGCGAAAAUAACUAUCCAAUCAACGAUAAAAUUUCAACAUUCUGGAGUAGUCAAUUAACAACGACAACACCAUGUAAUAACCAGGCAAGUUGGAUAGAUGAAGAGCGACACAAGUCUCAACUUUUCGAGCAAAUGCAUCAUCAGCCAUUUACCGCUGAAGAGGUCUCCACUAUAAUUAAAGGCCUUCACAACUGGAAAGCCCCUGGUCUAGACCACGUACAUAAUUAUUGGAUCAAAAAGCUGUGGUCAACCCACAUAUACCAACAUUUCGAGGACAACAACAUUAUUGCUGUUCAACAGAAAGGAUGUGCUAGGGGAGACAUGGGCUGUAAGGAGCAAUUGACCAUCGACUCCGUAAUUUGCAACCAGGCCUAUAGUAAUAAGAGAAAUCUCUACACCGCCUAUGUCGAUUACAAGAAGGCCUUCGAUUCUAUCCCACAUGAAUGGCUUAUUGAUGUCCUUAGGAUAUAUAAAAUAGAUGAACGCAUUGUGACUCUACUGGAGAGCACAAUGGCGAUAUGGAGAACAACUAUGCAUCUACAACUUCCUACUGGAGAGAGUAUUGAGACAAACACAAUACCGAUCCGUAAGGGUAUAUUCCAGGCUCUCUGAGUCCACUUUGGUUCUGUCUAGCCAUGAAUCCUCUAUCAUCUCGACUCAAUUCCACCUCUUACGGCUUUGCUAUUAAGAAGAAUAGUAGGGAAAUCGCAAGAGUCAAUCAUUUGCUCUCUAUGGACGAUCUAAAGCUAAUGGGUGCCACUAGUAAUCAACUGGAUCAGAUGCUGAACAUCGUGGAGGAAUUCUCUGCUGAUAUCAUCUUAACAACAUUGUACGAGGAAAGAUGCAGCCGGGAUCCUGCGAGAUGCAGGAUGGCCAAACUAUAGAUGCCAUGGAAGAAGGUGAUACAUCCAAAAACCUGGGAAUGGUGCAGGCAGCGCGAAUAGACCACCGAACAAUGAAAGAUAAACUCACUGCUGAGUUUACAACAAGAGUAAAGCACAUAGUGAAAACGAGCCUCAACAGUAAGAAUCUAUUUAAGGCGUUGAAUACGUAUGCCUGUACAGCACUAACAUAUUCCUUUGGAAUUGUGGGAUGGAGCAAGACGGACAUCCAGAACUUGCAACGGAAGGCACGAACAUUAUUGACUAAGGCUCAAAAACACCACCCUCGAAGUGCCACAGAAAGAACUACGCUACCAAGACAUCAGGGAGGUAGAGGAUUGGCAGACAUUGGCAAACAGUUAGACCGACAAAUUUCAGUUCUGAGAAAUUUCUUUCAUGAAAAGGCUAGAUCGUCCGCUCUGCACCGUGCUAUAUGCGAGGUCGAUGACUCUACACCUCUGAAACUGAAGAAUCGCGAAAAUAAAAGUCACCACGUCACUGAUGAAGAAAAACAUCGAUCAUGGGCACAAAAACCACUGCACGGGCGACACGUCAACGAGGUUAGCCAGGGACAUGUCGACACCAACGCGUCGAACUACUGGUUAACUUCGGGACAACUGUUUCCCGAAACGGAAGGUUUCCUCUUGGCCAUACAAGACCAAGUUAUUCCGACUAGAAACUACUUGAAGUGCAUUAUUUCGGAUCCUUCAGUACAGAGUGACAAAUGUCGAUAUGGAUGCCAAGUGACAGAAUCCAUCCAACACAUAACGGGAGGAUGUCAAACGUUUGCCCAAACUGAGUAUAAGGCACGUCAUGACUGCGUGGGAAACAUAUUACACCAAGAACUUGCAUUUAAGCUGAACCUCUUGAGAACGGACAAAGUUCCAUAUUACAAUUAUACUCCAGAGCCAGUUCUUAAAAAUGGCGAGUAUAAAUUGUACUGGGACCGAACUGUUCUCACCGACCAAAGAACUGUCAACAAUAGAUCAGAUCUUAUCCUGGUGGAUAAGCGACUAAGGAGAACCACGCUGAUUGACGUUGCUACAGGCAAAACAAAAAAUAUUUUACAAUUUUUUUUCAAAAAAUGAACAAUACAGAAGUUAUAGGCAUUUUUUGGUUUUUGGCCAAAAAUUAAUGAAAAAUUUAAAAAUUGUCCGAAUUAAAAAAAAAAAUUGUCGUGUAUUAAUCAUAAAGAGAAUAAAAAAAAAGUAUUAUAAGACAAGCUUAUAUUUCUCAUAGGAGAGUUAGGAAAAAAUAAAAAAGUUUAUAUCUAGGGGCACGUAAAAUUUAUUAUUUAUAAUCAUAUUUAAUUUUUUUACAAAAAAUCUAUGGCUUCACGAGAGAUUUAAUUCAUGUAAAAGUUGAUUGGCUUAAAGAGGUCUUUCUUUGGAAAAAAUACUUUUAAUUUUAUUUGCCAUACAGUGGGAGAAAAUUACAAAAAACCUCUAAUCAAAAAAUGCGAUUUUUUCGAAGCGUAUGGAAAAAGUUUUAUUUUUUAUUUUUGCAAUAGAUGUUCAUUUUGAAGAUAUAACCAAAAGUGUUUUAUAUUUUUUUUCAAAAAACAAACACUAAAAAAGUUAUAGGCAUUUUAAAAAUUGCCUAAUUGAAAAAAAAUGUCUUUGUGUUAUAUUAGUCAUAGCGACACAAUAAAAAAAUAACAAGAGUCCAAAGAAAAGAAAUACUGGAAAAUUUUGAAAAAUCACAACUUUUCUUACUAAAAACCCACUUAUCAAGCUCCACCACCACAGAACACCCAACUUUUGGAGAAUUCACACUUGAACCACCUCAUAUACAUACAUUUAUUUUUUCUAGGAAGAAUUUACACUUAUAUAAGUACAAAUCCUUCCUUAGUCUUCCUUUAAGUUCGACUUCCGAAUACUACUGCUAGGAUAUAAUGUCGUGUGUAGUGUAUGUAAUAAUUGUUGGCAAAAGUACCACCUACUACCCCCCACGUUGUGCUCAUAUUUUUUUAUAAUUAUGUGCCAUUUAGUAUGUUAUAACUUGUACUGUACAGUAUUUAACAAUAAAUUAAGGUUUAUAAAUGA
Messenger RNA from Anthonomus grandis grandis, 24263 nucleotides. RefSeq names its product roundabout homolog 2-like. Gene Ontology annotation, biological process: dendrite self-avoidance; axon guidance; homophilic cell-cell adhesion. The transcript has 7 exons. The record is from RefSeq and is a predicted model, not a curated record. Bases 200 to 3733 code for a protein of 1177 amino acids. Gene Ontology annotation, molecular function: cell-cell adhesion mediator activity. Gene Ontology annotation, cellular component: plasma membrane; axon. NCBI's taxonomy places the organism in Eukaryota, Metazoa, Arthropoda, Insecta, Coleoptera, Curculionidae.